UGAGGGCGCGGACCCACCGAUCCCGGGUCAGCUCUGACAGAAACGCGCCGUACAGGAAGUCCGAGUCGCUGUCGCUAGCUGCUGCGGUCUGAACUCGUAGAUGAGCGGACGAACUGCGAGUAAAGUCACAGAACCUCGACCUGAGCCCGGUGUUUUCUGAGCUGUUUCCCUCCAGCGAUGGACAAGCUUCGUCGUGUGCUGAGCGGCCGAGAGGCGAAUGAGGAGCUGGGUCUCACCGCUCAGGUCCUCGAUGCCUCCACUCUCAGCUACAGCACCAGGGUGAAAUGGUUUGUCAUCUGCUUUGCUGGAGGCAUCCUGUGCUCCAUACUCGGCUCAGCAUUGUUGUUCCUUCCCAAUGGAAUCAAGCUCUUCGCUGUGUUCUACACAAUAGGGAAUUUAGCAGCUCUUGCCAGCACCUGCUUCCUGAUGGGACCACUGAAUCAGCUGAAGCGCAUGUUUGAACCAACACGACUGAUAGCCACCAUUGUUAUGCUGCUCUGCCUUGUCUUAACACUUUGUGCAGUGUUUUGGUGGCAUAAACGGGGGCUGGCUAUUAUCUUCUGUAUUAUGCAGUUCUUGGCAAUGACGUGGUAUAGCAUCUCUUACAUUCCAUUUGCCAGGGAUGCUGUGAUGAAAUGCUUCACAACCUGUCUGGGUUCAUGAUUUCCUUCUGAAGACUGGUCCUAAUAUGCAAACUGCAAGAACAGUGGCUCCAUGUAAUCCUGUAAAAUCCAUCUUGUUUAUACACUUUAUCUCCAAAUUUUUACUGUGGCUGUUUCAUACUGUGAAUUUUUGCUUUGUUUUAGGUCUAUCAACCAUAUAUAACAAUUAUUAGAUGAUUAUCAGUCUUCUGCCUUUGAUGUGAGAGAAAUGAGUGCCUUUAAUGCUUAAUAUAUUUAAAGAUAUUCCUAUAUUUUCUGAGGAUUUUAUACCAUUUAAAUGCAGGGAAAUGAUUUAGAUUUUGCGAUACAUUGUAAUCUACAACGCAAGUGCCUUAACAUUGUGUGUACACAGAUCUGUUGACAUAUUGACCAAACCAUACUUAUUUGCAUCUUUUACAGUGUGAACCUCUGUUUCAUUUUGGAUUUUUAAAGGGUGUAAUAACUCACACACAAGCAUCAUUAAAGCUCAUUGUCUUUCUGUUUCCUCUGAGACACUGAUGUAUAAA
This is a messenger RNA of Hippoglossus stenolepis (Pacific halibut), 1168 nucleotides long. It is a transcript of the gene sft2d1, whose product is annotated as SFT2 domain containing 1. Gene Ontology annotation, cellular component: membrane. The transcript is spliced from 8 exons. The record is from RefSeq and is a predicted model, not a curated record. The coding region runs from base 178 to 663 and encodes 161 amino acids. Gene Ontology annotation, biological process: vesicle-mediated transport. NCBI's taxonomy places the organism in Eukaryota, Metazoa, Chordata, Actinopteri, Pleuronectiformes, Pleuronectidae.